Monodelphis domestica (gray short-tailed opossum) is the source of this 4984-nucleotide messenger RNA. RefSeq names its product secernin 1 (gene SCRN1). Gene Ontology annotation, molecular function: cysteine-type exopeptidase activity; dipeptidase activity. The record is from RefSeq and is a predicted model, not a curated record. NCBI's taxonomy places the organism in Eukaryota, Metazoa, Chordata, Mammalia, Didelphimorphia, Didelphidae. Gene Ontology annotation, biological process: proteolysis.
CUCCUUGCUCCCUCCAUUUUAGCCAUAUGGUGGCCUGGAACCCUGCCAGCCCUGCGGGUGGGGUUUGGGACAUAACCAAAUGGAAUUUUGCUGCUUUCCUAUGAGGAUGUCUGUGGCUCCUCCCAGCUACUGCUUUGUGGCCUUCCCUCCUCGGGCCAAGGAUGGGCUGGUGGUGUUCGGGAAGAAUUCAGCACGGCCCAGAGAUGAAGUCCAGGAGGUUGUAUAUAUUGCAGCUGCUGACCAUGAACCUGACAGCAAAGUGGAGUGUACCUACAUUGCAAUUGACCAAGUUCCAAGGACACAUGCCAUUGUGAUCAGCAGACCAGCCUGGCUUUGGGGGGCAGAAAUGGGGGCCAAUGAGCAUGGGGUCUGCAUUGCCAAUGAAGCCAUCAAUACCAGAGAGCCAGCCCCUGAGAGUGAAGCCUUACUAGGGAUGGAUCUGGUCAGGCUGGGUCUUGAAAGAGGUGCCACCGCCAAAGAGGCCUUUGAGGUCAUCGUCUCCUUGUUGGAAGAACAUGGGCAAGGUGGAAAUUACUAUGAAGACGGGGACUCGUGCCACACUUUCCAAAGCUCGUAUCUGAUUGUCGAUCGAGAAGAAGCCUGGGUGCUGGAGACCAUAGGGAAAUACUGGGCAGCUGAAAAAAUCACAGAGGGAGUGAGAUGCGUUUGUAACCAGCUUUCCCUCACCACCAAGAUGGAUGCAGAGCAUGCUGAGCUCAGGAACUACGCAGAAGGUCAAGGCUGGUGGACGACAGACCAAGAGUUCAAUUUCUCUGAAGUCUUUUCUCAAGCAGAUGACCACCGAGGCUGCUGUUCAGCCAAAGACAGCCUAGAAAAACAUGAGGCAGAAAGCAUCACUGUGGAAACCAUGAUGAAUAUUUUGCGGGACAAAGCCAGCGGAAUCUGUGUGGAUUCUGACUCCUUCCUCACUACAGCCAGCAUAGUAUGUGUCUUGCCCCAGGGAGGGAGUUCACCAUGCAUCCAUUACUUCACUGGGACCCCAGAUCCUUCCAGGUCCAUAUUUAAGCCUUUCAUCUUUGUGGAUGAUGUAAAGCAUGUCCCUAAAGUCCAGUCUCCCUGUUUUGGGGAGGAGGACCCUGCCAAAAAGGAGCCCCGUUUUCUGGAGAAACCUGACCGCCGGCAUGAGCUCUAUAAAGCCCACGAAUGGGCACGAGCUGUCAUUGAAAACGACCAGGAUCAAGGCCACAAACUCAUGAAGACCAUGUUAGACCUCGAGAAGCAAGGGCUGGAGGCCAUGGAAAGCAUUCUGAGCAGCACAGACCCCCUGGACCCCACCGAAGUGGCUGAUCUUUUCUAUGACUGUGUUGACACGGAGAUUAAGUUCUUUAAGUGAAGUAAGCCAACUCUUUCUCUCCUCUUGAUUAGAAACUCCCUACUUGGCCAAACUCCAAGCAAAACCAACCCAUCUCGUCUUUGAGUAAAAUAGAAGAUGACUAUUUCAGCCCCCUUUUUAAACAACCUGUCUAACUUUAACUCACACUCUGUGCUUUUGGUCUGUCUCAGAAAGGACUUCCCUUGGCCCUCCUGAGAUCUAGCCAGUUGUAGUUCCAUUCUCCCGAUCUUUGGCUUUCUGUGACUACCCAUGGACCGUACGCUGCUGUUAGCUUAGUUCAGUGAUGAUGGGCACGCUUAGCCUUUUCCCAAGAAGACUAGCGCUUGUCCAGCCUUGAGGGAUCGUCUCCACAUUGCUGAAUUUUCAGGAAAACAGAACGAAAGCAAACCCUUUAAAAGAGCCUUUCUCUCCUCCUUAGUAGCGGUUUCAAGCUUAACAAACUGGCCUUUCUGUGUCCAGGCACCUGCUGUUUGGUGUCGAGUCCAAGGAGAAUGGCAGCAGUGUGGCCAUGCUUUCCCAACAAGUGGAAUGCUUGUUCUGGGCCGCUUGACCAACUGGCCAAGAGGAGAACCUCCCUGGCUCAUGCUCUGAUGACUGGACUCACAGCCAGGACUCUUCCAGUCAGUGUCCCCAGGAAGGCUCUUAGAGAGGGGGAAGCUCACCUCCCCCCCCUUUAUCUCAGAGGGAAUUGGACCCAUUCUAGAGAUGCUGAGUCAGUGCUUGGAUCGAUGCUGAAACAUCGGCCCCUCCAGCACCGAUCUCGGCAGGCCAGCUGCCUCUCCACCUGAUGGUGUCGUGUAUAUAAGAUGAUUCAGAACCGAGCUGCUGCUGCUGGCUAGCUUGAGGUCACUGUAAUUAAAUGGCCCCCUGGAAGGACUCCCAAACAUAUAGGAGCUGGGAAUCUGCCAGCACGCAGGCAGAGAGGGGAAAACCAGCAGCCAGUGACCCUGGAGGCUCUGGGGGCAUCUCUGGCAGCCGAUGUUCUCACAUGCCCAGUUUCCCUCAUUUCUCAGUGAAACUCAGAGGAGCUCUCCCAGUGUAUGCAUUAUCUCAGCAGCCACUUAGGGUAAUUAAGUUGAGUCUUUCUGCAUGUGUAGGAUUAAGGGAAAGAAAGCAAUUUGCCAGCAGCACCUGGAAACCAGCUUAAGGGAGACCAGACUGGGCCAGAGAGAAUACAAGGAGGGACCAGAGAGAUCACAGAUUUCUCUGCAAUGCCGGCCAUUGGACUCCAUCUCCUGGAGAGCUGACAUUGAUUUACAAAUCACUUUAAGGCUUCCCAAGUGUGGUACCUGCAUCUUCUGCUGCUAGCUAUAGAUUGUUGUCUUUUCCUCUGUCUGAUUCUUCUUCCUCAUCAUUCCCCCACUUCUCAAUUGCCAUCUCUCCAAGGGCUCUUAGAUUUGGGGGUCCCCCCUCCCCUCCUUUGCCUGCCUGGAAGGAGGUUGAUGCCUCUGUUCUCUAAAGCCUUCAAAGAUUACAAAAUUGCCCCCCCUAAAAGGAUCUGAAUUUUAGGUGGGUAGUGAAAUGCUCAUCAGCUAUAGCAGAUGAAUACAACAAUUACCCAAAUGAACAGGGACAACUAACAGCCUUUCCUCUGUGACCAUCGGGAUGGGAUUCCUUUUCCGCAUUUCCCUUGGUAGGACUCUCCAGAUAGGACAGCUUCUAAGGUUACUUGACCCUGAGUACUGUUGUAGCUCCAGUCUGCUUCCUUCUGUAGAUAUGCUCCUUGCUUUAACCCUAUUAGUUAAAGUCCUGUGGUGGUGGAAAAGCAUGGCUAUUUCGUCAAAUUCUGUAUUUUAUGAUGCUAACUCUAAGUGAGCAAAUGCCCUGCAAGAGCUGUUGAAAUGCAAGAGAAUAAGCGAUGAGGUCUCCAUUUUCAGACUGGGGGACCGCUCCUGUUCAGGUUCCACGACCAGAACAUCUUUUUGUGGUGGCCAUAGGACAUAGGGAGGGCAUAGGUGGUUCAUGGCAUACCUCAUCUCAGUGGUCACUUCUGGAUCUGGCUGAACACUAGAGGUUCUUGAACAUUUUGGCAUCAUGGAUCCCUUUGGCACUCUGGUGAAGCCAAUGAACCCCUUCUCAGAAGAAUAUUUUUAAAUGUAGAAAAUUUAAUACAUAGGAUUACAAAGGAAGCUAGCUAUAUUGAAAUACCAUUAUAAAAUAUUUUUAAAAAUUCAUGGACGCCCCGAGAUCUAUGCAUGGACCCCUGUAGCGGAAGGACUGGGAUGCUGGCCUAUGAGGUAGUUUAAAUAAGCUAAGAGACUCUUGAAAGAAAUUCCAAGAUUUCAUGAUGGGGCUGGGGUCCAAGUUCUUAUUGGCAUCAUUCUGAAGGUGAACCCCAUUGUCCUAGCUUAGGACCCCAUUGCGGAGACUAUCAUGCAACAUUAACUUUGCUUGGGUGGAUCAAAAGAAUUGUGCAUCAGGCUCUGGCAGGUCAUUUGGACCAGACUUCUCCAUACUGGUCCUAUCCAAGCAUCGCUAUGCUGAUUUAAGAACUCAGAGCAAGCCUUUUUUUUAAAAUAAGAUUAGUAAAAAAGAGAAGAAGAACCAUGGGCCUAUUGCACACAUCCUGGAGAUGGACCCUGACCAUUCUCUAUUUCCCCAGUGAUGAUGGGAAAGUGGUUGCUGGAAAGCAAUUUGGGUAGACUAAGUCACUGAUGUUUCCCUCUGAAGGGUUUGGCACAUUUAUCUAACUACUCAUACGAUUCUGUGCCUAAUCUGUUAGGUUUUUUUUUUGCUUUCUGUGUCUAAAAAACCCCCCAAACCCAAACCAAACCCAACAACUCCAAACUAACAAAAUCUCAGUGGGAGCUUUGGGUCUCUUGGGAGGCUUGAGGAGGCGUAGAAACUCCACAAAGGUUUAGAAUAUUGUAGGCAGAGUUUUUGAAAAAUAAAGCCUGAGGUUUGGAAGGCUGACCAAUUCGCCACCAUUGUGCUGUGCUGUGGGAUCCAUCUUUGGAUUCAGAAGACAUGGCCAACAGGGGUAGAGAGGCAGGCCAGAAUCAUCAUCCUUUCCGGCCAAGACAACGUUAAUUUGGUUGUUGUCUAGCUAGAACCUAGUUAGUCACCAGCCAGACCAAUGAAUGAGGAAGACACGAUAUUAUCAAAGCAUACAGAUGUCAAGAGAGACGUCACAGCCCAGUGGAGAGAGCCAGCCUUGGGGUCAGGAAGACCCGGAUUAAAGUCCUGCCUCUUUGGUCCACUUUGGUCACCCAAAUCCACUCUCCCAAGCCGCGGUGGCUUCCUGAAUUAGCUCCUCCAUCGCCAAUGAGCAUCAUUUUAGCCACUCCUGGGUCCCAUUCAGUGUUUCUGAUUCUGUGUCAGUGUGUGCUUUCUCUGACUAAACCCAAACACGAUGUGAAUCUUCGUUUGAGAAUUUCUUGUGGAAACUCACCUGUAGCUGUUGGCAUUGUCUUGUGAUCAACUGAAUGUCUUCACUGGAAAAAUACUCUGUUGAAAACAAUAAAAGAAGGAACAUUCGCUUUCCUGUCAUGGGAGCAGAUCGUGUGGCUGUGACGAUCCUUUUUUUAACGAUGUCUUUGAACAGAAGGAUAGUCUCACCCUGCUCUUGCCUAUGACUUUGUCUUUAAAUGCAUCCUGCAUAAAAUUAAACCUGUACUGAAUCACCCCAAA